GUCCACGGCCGAGAGCGCCCGCGCGCCCUCAACAUGCAAAGCGCGAUACGCGAAGAAAAGCGGGGAAAACAUUUCCACUUUUACAACUUUUUUCCCAACAUCUAACACUCACUCAACUAUCAAACAUGGAUUUGCAGUUCAGUGUAUAAACUCGAGACCUAAAUAAAUACACAAACAAAUCUCUCCAUUUCCUAAUUUUUGUUACGAACGGUUUUCAAGAUUUCGUGACAAACCAAAACGAUGGCGGAAUUUGACCGGUGAUUAGUGUGGAAUAAUGAACUGUGAAAGCCUUGAGAUGAGCAUGUAAAAAAUAAACAGUUAUUUAAGUGAUCACCUGAGUACGCUUAUCUUUUGUAUGGUAAUGACUUCGGAAUGAGUAUCGAUUCAGAGUGCGCGUCCAGCCUUCAGGAUCGGGACUCGAUCAAUCCUCAUUGCCGUACGAGGAGGACCUAUGAGCAUCCUCCAAAAUCAGUGGCAUCAUUUCUGUGGGACUGGCUGCAGCCACUUGCUAGAUUAUGGGGACUCAUAACAGCUGUAGUGAUGAGCGGCGCAGGCGCGGAGCUCGCAGUGCUAGGAUACGAGGUGGCGCCGGCCUUGCUUGUGGGUGCAGCCGUGGUCCUUAUUCUGGAGACGAUGUGGGCCGUAGCGAUGUUUGUGGACCUGCUAGCACGGAGAGGAGAGUACACGCUAUCGCUGCGAUGCUGGGACUUCAUGAGAUGGUCGUGCGCUCGAGCGCGAGCGCCGUUCUACGCGUGUGCAGCCACGGCGCUGCUGUUCUCACACCUUACUCUGCUGGCUACUGCUGCAGGUGGCAUGCUGCUGGUUCUGGCGACCCUCCGAGCGAUGGUUCCGUUCUCGCCGUAUGCCAGUCAUGGCCGCCACACUCCUCGAGCUGGCAGCUCGCUUAUCAGCCAGCAUGAUUCCCCGCUACCGAGUGUGUUCUACAACGCUGCCCACUCGAGUGAAGACGCGAGGUCGGAAGAGAUGACAGUUCUCGACGUUAAGACUACAUUGCCCAUAGAAGAAGGUGAGCAGUCCCGCCCUGUCACGCCAAAGCAGCCUCUCUUAGAACUAUGAUGUACUACAUUACAGACAUGGAACAUUGUAUGAGACCGUACCUUAAGAACAAAUGGUCUUUCGAUAAUCUUGCAGUAAACUGCUCGGAAUCAGGAUCUUUAGUGGAAUUAAUAAUACGUAGCUUAGACAAAAUAAUUACGCGACUCAAGGAAUAAAAUCCGGUUGUGGUUGUUAGAGUUAUUACAUUUUGAUUGAGACCACUCUAAUUGCAAUUUUCAUUUGGAAUUGCGUACACUACUUACGUUCCCAGUUGGCAAAAAAACAGAAGUACCUAAGCGACUUUAUCGAAUCGAAAUCUAUGACGAGUAUUAUCUUAUCUAGAAUCAUAUACUUUUAUAUCUUGUGAAACUUUCAAUGCUUCGAAUGCUGCAAAGUACAAAGAAAUACCAAGAAAAGUACGAGUCCCAUAAAAUGUUCCUUCCAAUUAGACACAAAUUGUAUCAAUAAAUAAAAGCUCAGUCUUUGUAACUACUGGUGGAGGCGAUAGAAUACAAUAUAAACUAGGUCUAGGGUUAUUGGUAGUUUAUUUAUUACUUUUGUAUAAUUUUAUACCUGCGGAACAACUGUGAUAGUUUAGAGUUAGUCAAUGCGUCAAUAAAAUUAAGCUACAAAGGUGUCAAAUAUAUAAAUUAAGAAAUCA
This is a messenger RNA of Ostrinia nubilalis (European corn borer), 1717 nucleotides long. RefSeq lists its product as uncharacterized. The transcript is spliced from 6 exons. NCBI's taxonomy places the organism in Eukaryota, Metazoa, Arthropoda, Insecta, Lepidoptera, Crambidae. Bases 373 to 1077 code for a protein of 234 amino acids. The record is from RefSeq and is a predicted model, not a curated record.